GGCAUCACAUUUCAAUUCGAAACAGUUAGAAUCAGAAAAAAGAGAAGAAAAAAGAAGUGCGAAAAUGUCUGGUCGUGGAAAAGGAGGGAAAGGUUUGGGAAAGGGAGGAGCUAAGAGACACAGGAAAGUUCUCCGUGAUAACAUUCAGGGAAUUACCAAACCUGCUAUUCGUCGAUUGGCUCGCAGAGGUGGUGUGAAGAGAAUCAGUGGUCUCAUCUACGAGGAAACUCGUGGAGUCCUCAAGAUCUUCCUUGAGAAUGUUAUUCGUGAUGCUGUUACCUACACUGAGCAUGCUAGGAGGAAGACUGUUACUGCCAUGGAUGUUGUUUAUGCACUCAAGAGGCAGGGCAGAACUCUCUACGGUUUUGGUGGUUAAUUUUUUUCUCCUAAAUUAGGGUUUUCAUGAGAAUCAAUGUAAAUUGUGUUUCUUAUGGAUUGUUGAUUAUGUGAUAUGCUCUUAGGUGUAACUUAUGUUUGAUUUGUUUCAUUAAAACAGAACUGUUGUUCCAGUAAGAUUGAUGAAUGAAAUUGCAGUUGAUUAUGAUCUCUA
Messenger RNA from Vigna unguiculata (cowpea), 550 nucleotides. RefSeq names its product histone H4. Gene Ontology annotation, molecular function: DNA binding; structural constituent of chromatin; protein heterodimerization activity. The record is from RefSeq and is a predicted model, not a curated record. NCBI's taxonomy places the organism in Eukaryota, Viridiplantae, Streptophyta, Magnoliopsida, Fabales, Fabaceae. Gene Ontology annotation, cellular component: nucleosome.